AUGAGCAACAAUCUACCACAGAAUGAGGCUGAAGCUCGCGAGAAGAUGCGCGAGCUGAUGUCUCGACCGCCGUCGAGUCGACCCGCGGAUUUUGUGAAUCCGCUGGAGAAAAUCGAACAGCUUCUCACUUGUCCGAUUUGUCUCGAUCGAUACAAACAACCGAAACUUCUGCCGUGCCAGCACACAUUUUGCUAUCCUUGUUUGGAAUCGUGCGCCGACACCCUACACCGAACGCUGAAAUGUCCUGAAUGUCGCGCUGAGCACAAUAUUCCGUAUGAUGGAGUCAAAUCUUUCCAGCCGAAUUACACUCUAACGGGUUUCCUCGAGAUUCAUCUUCAAUCGACGCCGGAAACCGCCGCCGAAAUCGAGGAGUACAUUCAUCGGUACAAUCUUGAGAAAUGCAAAAUUUGUGGAGAAAAAGCGGAUUGCGAGGCAUGCGCGCAUUGCGAUCGAUCGGCGUGCAAAGAAUGCCGUCAAACGCAUAUGGAUAUGCUUCGGCGCGACAUGUCGCGAUUAUUGAAUCAAGUCAAACGGCUGACGAAUCGCAUCACCGAAGCGUCGGACAAUCUGUCGAAGGGCGUCGACAUGAUGACGAUGAAUUGCGAGACGACGAAAGCGGAAGUCAAAGAAUACUUUCACAGGUAUCAGAGGGAGCUCAAGAAGAAGGAGGACAACUUUCUCGCCGAGAUCGACAUCUUCCAAGCGAACGAAGCGCGCUUGAUGAAGAAUCUUCGAGAUGUUUUGGAGAUUGAGAGCUCGAAUAUGAGUGAGGCUGUCGCUCGAUUGGACGCUGCGAUCAAGGGCGAGUGUGCCAUUGAGGAUGCCGAGCUUGUUCGUCUGAAGAACACGUUCACCGAAGGGCUUGAAUAUCUGCGAAACUUCCAGCCGGACGCCGACGAGCUGUUCAAUCGGAAGCUGCGAUUCUCGGCCGGCGAUGACGCGGCGAAACUUCCGGCGGCGAUUGCCACUUUUGGAGAACUCUGCGUGCUGGUCCCACAAUUCUCCGGACGAUAUAUGCAACUCGAGCAAUCAUAUCUGCCGCGACCAUUCCGAUUGCCGUUGGAAAGCGAUAACUAUCGGGUGAAACCGGCCGCCGAUGAGCGCGCUUCCACACGACAUAGCCAUCGACAUAAUGAGAUGGACGAGUCGUCGCUGAGGUAUCGACGUAGACAACAGCUCGAAGAGGAGGCUUGGAAUCGGCUGCGGACAUCAUCAUCGGUGACGCCGUCGACUUUGAGCGAAUCGAGAAGUCCUUGGUCUGCCGAUCGAAUGACGAAGAGUGUGGAGCCGGUGAAGACGAAAGCUUCUUUGACGUCGAAACCGCCCGCUCCGCCUUCCCCACCUGAGCCGAAAGUCGAGGCGAAGCCGGUGCUCGCGCGACAACAAUCAAGUCAAGAUGAAUCAUUGAAUGAGAAGGUGGAAGUGAUUCGACGAGCGCACGCACAACGGCAAGCCGCCUCUCGCGCGGUGUCGAGCGAUGAUUCGGACGGCGAAGAAACGAUCGUGCCGCAGCCGAGAGGACGCAUUCGGAUUGUGUGUCGCGCGGCGUCGGUGAACCGAGAAGAGCCGACACCGCCGAUUCAGAUCACACAAACCGCUCUGGAGCCGGUGUCGAUACCCGUGACGCACUACUCAGGUGAGGAAGGCGAUCAGCCGGACGUGAUACCGGCGUGGCUGCAACGCCGUCGGCAGCGUUUCCAGCGCUCACGCACCAAUCCCGAUCUGCAGUCGCAGUUCACGAGCGCCCGUGUUCAACAGUUACUCGCCGAGCGUCAAGAACGAAUGUCAUCUCGUUUAGACUCGUCGACGUCGACGGACGAGGAGAAGCUGCAGGUGAUGCGACGCGGACGAUCGGCGUCGCGCGAGGCCGGCGAGUGGCGUGCGCGCGGAAGGCCGCGUGCGGUCUUCGGCCGCAAAGGCGCCAAAGAAGGCGAGCUGAAUUGGCCGCGCGGUGUGUGCGCGCUCGCCGGCGGCCUCAUCGCCACGUGCGACUCGUCGAAUCAUCGCGUGUGCGUUUUCGACAAAGACGGCAAGUUUGUGCGACAAUUCGGCGGCUACGGCUGCGGUCACGGUCAACUCGAUUCGGCGGCGGGUCUCGCCAGCGCCAAACUGCGCCUCGUCGUCUCCGAUCGCUACAACCAUCGAAUUUGUGUGUUCGGACUCGAAGGCGACUUUUUGUUCACGUUCGGCGGACACGGUCCCGGCAACGGCAAGUUCAACAACCCGUGGGGAGUCGCGGUCGACGAUCUCGGAAGCAUUUACGUGGCGGAUAAGGAUAAUCACCGGGUGCAAGUGUUUGAUAAGAAUGGGCAGUUCAUAGCGAAAUUUGGAUCAUUCGGGCAUCUUCAAGGACAACUCAAUAGUCCAUUAUUUAUUGCUGUUAGCCGUGUAACUCAUCAGGUGUAUGUGUCGGAUUCGUCGAAUCACCGCAUCAGCGUGUUCGAUCCGCACGGUGUUCACUUAUUCUCGUUCGGCGAGGAGGGCUUCCACGGUGGACAAUUCAAAUUCCCGCGCGGCAUCGCCAUCGACUCGCAGGAGAAUGUGAUUGUGGCCGAUUCGGGAAAUAAUCGAAUACAGAUUUUCGACGCGCAAGGUCAAUUCAUUUCAUCGUUUGGCACGUGGGGUGGUGGCGCUGGACAAUUGAAAGGUGUUGAAGACGUGUGCGUGACAUCGGAUGGGGCGAUCGUUGUCACCGAUCGCGAGAAUCAUCGGAUUCAAAUCUUCUGA
Molecule: messenger RNA, 2727 nt
Organism: Caenorhabditis bovis
Lineage: Eukaryota; Metazoa; Nematoda; Chromadorea; Rhabditida; Rhabditidae
Source: the annotation of a GenBank genome assembly